This is a messenger RNA of Cadophora gregata, 7025 nucleotides long. RefSeq lists its product as uncharacterized. NCBI's taxonomy places the organism in Eukaryota, Fungi, Ascomycota, Leotiomycetes, Helotiales, Ploettnerulaceae. Gene Ontology annotation, biological process: inositol phosphate biosynthetic process; inositol metabolic process. The record is from RefSeq and is a predicted model, not a curated record. Gene Ontology annotation, cellular component: cytosol. Bases 592 to 5436 code for a protein of 1614 amino acids. Gene Ontology annotation, molecular function: diphosphoinositol pentakisphosphate kinase activity; 5-diphosphoinositol pentakisphosphate 1-kinase activity; inositol hexakisphosphate kinase activity. The transcript is spliced from 2 exons.
UUGACUUGCUUUGGAGCUUCGCAACUUUUUUCGUCGGACAAAAUGAUAAUUUCUGCCGAUGUCCCACCCCCACCCCUGCAGCUGAAUGCUGCACUGCUGGUUCCGUUGCUUUUUGCUUUCUGGCCUCGCCUAAGUGUGACGGACAGCGACAGUGAGGCGGGCAUGCGUGGGGGAUAGCCCAGAAAAUUGAAACGUGCAGGCAGCUGUACGUCUCUCUAAUUUCCCCCUUCUUUCUUUCCUUCUCCUCUGUAUAAUCCGGCAUUCCAUCUGUGAAUAGCCUCAAUUCCUGCCCACCGUGUCACGAUGGCUGCACCCCUCUCAACAUGCCUGGAUGCCAGCCCUGCCCUCUGAAUCGGCGGUCGCUGCUUCUAGGCCACGCCCCCUGUCCCACCUCACGAACGUCAUAACUGAUAAGGAAAGAGGAGGACAGGACAGGGGAUAAAAAAUGAAAUUCCACCUCACCUCACCAUGGCUUUCGCCUGCGUCGCGCAGCCUUCAUCAAGACAAUUCCUCUGCCUCCUCCCCGUCCUGCGACUUCUACUCGACAAUUGGAAGUCCUAGGUGACCCUGAGUCGCCUCCCGCUUCUGCCCAUGGAAACGCCUGUGACCAGUGGCAUGUCCACGACUAAGCAUCCUAGUCCAACACCACCGACAGUGGAGACGACAACUUCUUUGCAAAGUUCUGGCCCAGAUCUGGCACAGACAAAUCAACCUCCUACAAAUCCUCCCUCGACGGCCAAUACCACCCACACUGCGAGUAUUCCCAAAUUGAAACCUCGUACGGCGUCACAUACCCUCUCCUCUGCUGCGGGAGGACUCCAUCCAACAACACGAAAAGGCCGAUAUGCGGAGCCAGGCACAACGGAAACUCAUUCAGACCACGCCAGUAUUUCCAUGCCCCCUCCUCAACACAGACCCUCUAUAUCACGGUCGCGAACCUCUUCAACAUACAGUCAGCGAGUGAACGUGGCGGAUUUGAAGGCGGUGGUGGGUACAAGCAGGAGGACAAGCAGAGACGAUUUUGCCGUGGAAGAUAUUGAUACCCCAAAACUCUACCCGGGAAGCAUGGCGGACGAAUCGCAGAAGCUCUCUCAGUUGCCAGACCCGGCCCUGAGGCAGAGACCCUCAAUGUCAGAGAUUGACUCGAAGAGAAUGUCGGUGUCUUCUGUCUAUUCUCUGAGUUCAGCGCGGGCAGGUGGAGCACCAAGUUCGAUUGCUUCCGCAAAUGGCUCGGAACCUGGCACAGGAGCGACAGCAGCGUCGACAAUUGGUGGGAGAACACCAUCAGGCGCACUAUCCCCCAAUACCAAAGGCCAACAGGCGGAACCUGGGACAUCUGCUGUCUCUGUCACUACUUCUUCUACAAGUCAAUUCUCUACCCAAGGACAUACUGGCCACCAACUCACACCUCGAGAAACUCCACAAGCAGCAAACGAGAUUGCGAAACGGAAUGCUGUCCAAAGAGGAGAAGGAGCGCCUAGGAGUCAACCACCAGGAAGAUCUCGUAGUCGAGCAAAGAGAAGAUUCAGUGGAAGCACAGGCGCAAGCAGCCACAGUCCGAGCAGUGAGAGAGGAAUGCACUCCAAGAAAGACAAGGACGAGGAGAAGGCAGCCUCGAUCGGAAUCAUUGGCGUAUGUGCGCUUGAUGUUAAGGCUCGAAGUAAGCCAAGUCGGAAUAUCUUGAAUCGCCUGAUAUCAAAGGGUGAGUUUGAGGUGGUUGUGUUUGGCGACAAGGUUAUUUUGGACGAAGAUGUGGAGAAUUGGCCUGUCUGCGACUUCUUGAUAUCAUUCUACUCCGACGGCUUUCCCUUGGAUAAGGCAAUUGCUUAUGUGAAAGCUCGGAAGCCGUUUUGCGUCAAUGAUGUACCCAUGCAGAAAAUUUUGUGGGAUCGCCGAAUCUGCUUGAUGAUCUUGGACAAGAUCAAUGUUCCCACCCCGAAGCGAGUAGAAGUCAACAGAGAUGGUGGACCAAGCAUCCUGACCGCGGAUAUGGCGCAACACUUGAAGGAUACGACAGGAGUGGUUCUUGAAGGUCCGGAAGAUGGCACGGGUGGUCAAUGUAAAGCUCCUCGAAAGGUCGAACUUCUCGAUGACGGAGACACUUUGAGUGUGGACGGAACACUCCUAGCCAAGCCAUUUGUCGAAAAGCCAAUCAGUGGCGAGGACCACAACAUCUGCAUUUAUUUCCCCAAGAGCCAAGGUGGGGGAGCCCGAAAGCUGUUUCGCAAGAUCGGCAACAAGAGCUCUGAGUGGGUCGAGGAUAUGAAUAUUCCAAGGGCAAUUCUAGAACCAGGAAGCAGUUAUCUUUAUGAGAAGUUCAUGAAAGUUGACAACUCUGAAGAUGUCAAGGCAUAUACCGUCGGACCAAAUUACUGUCACGCUGAGACUCGAAAGUCGCCAGUCGUUGAUGGCCUGGUUAGACGAAAUACUCAUGGCAAGGAAAUUCGGUACAUCACCAGCUUAUCUAAAGAUGAAACUGCAAUGGCAAGCCGCAUCGCCACAAGCUUCGGGCAGCGAGUCUGCGGGUUCGACUUACUGCGCGCAGAGGGGAAGAGUUUCGUAAUCGACGUGAAUGGUUGGAGUUUCGUCAAAGAUAACGAAGAAUACUAUGACCAAUGUGCGAGGAUUCUUAAAGAUAUGUUUAUCAAGGAAAAGCAAAAGCAGCUGGGCGUUUCAUCUGGUAUCCCUUCGGGAGUUGCUUCACCUCAGCCAGAUGGAGCUAUCAGUCCAGUAAGCCGAAAAGACACAUUUCCCAAGGAGGGCCAUCGAUCUGCACUUCAGCAGAUUCUCGCCAAAUCGCCAAGCAUGUCUAAACUUCACGCACAUGCACAUCAUCACAAGAAAUCGACACCUCAUGGUGGUUCACCGGAUGUCUCUGCCGCACCGACUCCAAGAACUUCUCCUCCUGGAACAGAUAGAGGCAUUUCGUUACCAACGGUUCCAGCCCAAACCCUGCUACCGCCUCCUGCUGUUACUCUCCCGAAUAGCGCGCCAUCUACAGCUCCGUCAACAGUCCCAUCGACUCCUACACCAGCAACCAGCACCACAAAUGGCGAGAUGGCACCUCCACCACCUCCAGCACCAAAGCAUACUUGGAAGCUGAAGGGCGUAGUGUCCGUGGUCCGUCAUGCAGAUCGAACACCAAAGCAGAAAUACAAGUUUACUUUCCAUACCAGACCAUUUAUAGAUUUGUUGAAGGGGCAUCAAGAAGAAGUACUUCUCACAGGCGAGGCUGCUCUUGACAGUGUGGCCGUUGCGGUUGACGAAGCACUCCAAGAGGGAGUUGAAGAUCGUGAGAAGCUCCGGACACUCAAGAAUGUACUCGCCAAGAAGGGUGGAUGGGCUGGCACGAAGGUCCAGAUCAAGCCUAUGUUCCGAAAGCGAAAGCCAGAAGAGCUACUGGUCACUACCCUGGGAUCUCUCGAUGAAGCAGGAAUCAAUGAUGUCUCAGACGCACUACAGGAUCUCAAAAACCAUAGCACUAAUGCUGCUGAGGACAGCCAUGAAGAUGGCGAAGAGCCUGUGGGUAGAUCACCAAAGAGGCAAGAUUCAUUGUCCGGCGUCACACUUUCCAGAAUAACAGCCGCAGAGAACAGUCUCAUUCUGGAUAAGCUACAACUGAUCGUCAAGUGGGGUGGAGAGCCUACGCAUUCAGCGAGAUAUCAAUCUCAAGAAUUGGGAGAGAAUAUGCGCAAUGAUCUCCAAUUGAUGAAUAAGGAGGUUCUUGAUGAGGUUCAUGUUUUCAGCAGUUCUGAGCGACGUGUCACCACAAGCGCGCAAAUCUGGGCUUCUGCUUUCACUGACCAAAAGGAACUUCCACCUGAUUUUAUCACUGUCCGCAAGGAUCUCCUCGAUGAUUCUAAUGCCGCAAAGGAUGAGAUGGAUAAAGUGAAGAAGAAGCUGAAGAGUUUACUCCGCCAGGGUAACGAAGCCCCGCCACAAUUUGCAUGGCCCACAAACAUGCCAGAGCCUUCAAUCGUGCAGAGAUAUGUGGUCCAGCUUAUGAAGUUUCACCGAAGGGUCAUGCGUGCCAAUUACAGCAAACUCUAUGGAGGAGCUUCAUCGUCCCUGAAUGCAAUUGCUAACCCUGGCGAUAAAGAGAAAGGAGAAUCAGCCCCGGCUGGUGGUGCACUCGCGCAAGCUACAGCAACUGGCAACAUUCAAUCUCGUUGGUGCUGUGGUGAAGAUGCUGAGCUGUUCAAGGAGAGAUGGGAGAAGCUGUUCGGUGAAUUCUGUGAUGCGGAAAAGGUUGAUCCAAGCAAGAUUUCUGAGUUGUAUGAUACCAUGAAGUUCGACGCUCUACACAAUCGUCAAUUCCUGGAAUGGGUCUUCACACCAAGCAAAACCAUUCUUGCGGAAGAAGAGGAGGCCAUUGCAGCAGAAUCCAAGGGUAUUGAGAAGCAAAAAGAGCAACCCAGAGAACCAGAGGAGGCUGUUGUUGACAGUCAAACUGUUUCUUUUGAGAAGUCCGAUACGAAUAAAAGCCUUCAUAGACGAAUGUUUAGACGCCGCUCUGUUAUGGUUGGAAGCAAGACUGCUGAAGAGACACCCGAGCAAUACUUCCGAUUGUUUACAGGCAGUAGUCAGACCAAGGCGAAGACUGAUGCUAGACUCGAGAAGCUGAGAGAGUUGUACAAGAUGGCCAAGGUUCUGUUCGAUUACAUCUGUCCUCAAGAAUAUGGAAUGACAGAUGCCGAGAAGCUCGAGAUUGGAUUAUUGACAUCACUUCCUCUACUCAAGGAGAUCGUCCAAGACCUUGAAGAAAUGCAAGCUUCCGACGAUGCCAAAUCAUUCAUCUACUUCACCAAGGAGUCGCACAUCUACACACUUCUCAAUUGUAUCCUUGAAGGUGGUAUUCAGACAAAGAUAAAGCGAAGUGCCAUUCCGGAACUCGACUACCUCUCGCAUAUAUCCUUUGAGCUGUACGAAUCGGAGAACAAAACACCACCUGGUGUCGAGGAUGUUGCAAAGUACGCCUACUCGAUUCGCAUCACCAUCAGUCCCGGUUGCCAUACUUUCGACCCGCUAGAUGUACAGCUAGACAGCAAGCAUUGCAUCAGCUGCGCACCAAGACGAAGCUUGACUUCACAUAUGGAAUGGACGGAAGUCAUCGAUUCAUUACGGGCGAAGUUCCAUCAAGUCAAACUCCCCAAAAGCUUCCUAGCAGUCAACCUCAGCGAAUCGCACACUUUCCACAAGAAAGAAGAGCAAGAAGACCAACUCUCACCAACCAGCACCACCAUCAACAAAGGCGACUCCCACAACACGACGCAGAGUCCCGCAGAGCUCCAAGAAGAGGCUGCUCUAAGCGAAGAUUUCUACAGAAGGCCGAGUAGUCUGAAUACCCCACCGACGAAAAAUACCCUGGAGCAGAUGCAGACUCAAUCGACUGAGGCGCCACCGCCCCCAACAAAUCAAGAUGCUAGUACUUCUUGAUUUCUCGACCGAACUUGGAAAAAUAAGUGGGGAGUCCAACGAAAGACCCCUACACCGUCUGUCUGUCUCCUUACCUCGCCGUGCUGCAGACUCCACAACCAGCCCCUCGGGAUUAUGACACUUGUUCUUGGUGUCUCUCUCACCGCUCGCUGACGCCGAUGUUCUCAUUUUCAAGCGCCUGGUCAUAUCGUGUCGCGUAGCGUGUCAUCGCAUGUCAUCUCACCCAUGCAUGUUAAUGCAAAUCCGAAAACUGACAGGUCACUUUCCGCCUUUCUGGACGCGCUGUCUGUUGGGGAGGGAAGGGGAGGGAAGGGGAUGGGGAAGGGUCCUUCCUUAUUCCCGACUUAUUGUCUGAUUGACUUACCGCCUGGCUACUUGCUUGCGUGCUUGCUUGCUUGCUUACUUACGCUCGUCCUCAUUUACUUCUCGGAUGGAUCUCUUCCGAGGACUUUUCGUCUGAUGUUCUAGUUCUAGUUCUAGUUUAGAGUGCGAGAAGGUGUGAGUGGAAGUGGGUGUUGUGGUGUUGCGGAUAGAUUAAUUUGAUGGGUGGCGGGAGAUGGGCGGCGGCGCUUAGAGGAUACACUAAUGGAUGAGUGGAUGGAUGGUUGGUUGGUUGGUUGGUGGGUGGAUGGUAAAUCUCGGGAUGCUCAUUCAUUUUCAUGGUUAACGAAAUGAAUUGAAUUUGGAAUUGAUGGGUUUUGAUGGUGGUGGUGUGGUGGUGGAACGGAACGGUGUAUAACGGUUCAUACACGGCCAGGUCAACCAGUCAGUCAGUCAGUCCGUUUUAAAAAGAGUAUACACACACAUACGAGGCGUAUCUAGAUUUUUUUCCGACAUGUAAAGAGUGAGUGAGUGGGUGAGUGGGUGAGUGGAUGGGUGGAUGGGUGGAUGGCUGUACAUAUGCAUAAUUCACAUACUUACUCGCGAGCUGUGAUCGAGUAGAAAUGAAAACAUGUUAUGAGAAAAUUCUAGAGUUUAGAUUACACACACGGCGGCGCUUAGGUAUACUUGUCAUCUGGUCGUCUGGUCAUCUGAAGCGCUGGAACGUUGGAGCGUUGCCAAUCGAAGUCUUGAGGUGAGGUGUUCUCAAAUAGGUGAGUGAAUGAGAUCCUGGAAUCUGGGAAUAAGAAACGAAAGUGGAGGUGAGUUGAGAAGUCAGAUCUGAUGGUGAUUGGGAGUGAGAGGUGAGGUGAGAUGUGAUGUGGGAUGUGAGAUGGGAUGUGAGAUGGGAUGUGUUAUGAGAAGUGAGAGGUCGUUUUCAGGGUCCUCGUUGAGAGUGGCGUCCGUGGCUGUCGUGGCUAUCGUGGCGCAGGGGUAAACGGUAUGGGGGCUGGGAAGGGAAACGGAGAGGGAGAUUUUCAUCGUUGGAGGUCGAAAGCAUUGCAUUGGAGUGGAGUGGACCACUCAUUCCCAAGUUUUGCUUUUCGACUCUGCCUUUCUUCCCUCCUGCAAACCAUUCAUUUAGGCGUCUGGCUGUUUCUCCUUCCGAGGGGUUUCUUUUCUUUUUUACCAUUCUUUUAUCCGUUGCUUUCCUUGCUAGGUGGUGUGGUUUUUAGGUUGAUGGAUUGAUCAUUUAAUAUAAUAGAACA